Pararge aegeria (speckled wood butterfly) is the source of this 859-nucleotide messenger RNA. RefSeq lists its product as uncharacterized. The transcript has a single exon. The record is from RefSeq and is a predicted model, not a curated record. Bases 117 to 767 code for a protein of 216 amino acids. NCBI's taxonomy places the organism in Eukaryota, Metazoa, Arthropoda, Insecta, Lepidoptera, Nymphalidae.
CUUCACCUACGCUCUUCAACCUAUAUGUGAACGAGUUGCUCGGCGAGCUCAGCAGCACCAGGACCGGCUGUUACAUAGAUGGGGUUUGUUUGAAUAACAUUAGCUACGCUGAUGACAUGGUGCUGGUGAGUGCGUCGGUUUGUGGCCUGAGAAAACUGUUGGCGAUUUGUGAAGCUUUUGUGGAAAAACACGGUCUUACUUAUAAUGUAAAGAAAAGUGUGGUAAUGGUCUUUGAGGCCAUGGGCAAAACACAGAAGAAAGUUCCACCCAUCUUUCUAAAUGGAAAUGCACUAGAAAGAGUGUAUCAAUAUAAAUAUCUAGGGCAUAUGUUGACCCCUGACCUCAAAGACGAUACUGACAUCGAGAGGGAACGGAGAGCAGUGUCAGUGAGAGCGAAUAUGCUGGCUCGCAGGUUUGCACGUUGUUCCACCAAUGUAAAGAUAACUUUGUUUAGAGCCUAUUGUACAUCUUUUUACACGUGCAACCUGUGGGUCAAGUACUCCACAAAAUCGUACAGCGCUCUCCGUGUCCAGUAUAACAAUGCCUUCAGGGUGCUGAUGGGGCUGCCCCGGUAUUGCAGCGCAUCAGGGAUGUUUGCGGCGGCGCAAGUUGAUUGUUUUUAUGCGACAAUGCGUAAAAGAUGCGGAUCCCUGGUGCGUAGAUUGCGGAGCAGUUCCAACAGCAUUCUGAAAUUGAUUGCCAGUCGAUUGGACUGUGUAUAUGUAAAUCAUUGCUGCGUCGUUUCUAAUGGAAUGGUGCAGCGAUGACCUACAUACUUAAUAAUUAGGUACUUAGUGUUUUUUAGGUUAAUUUACUAACAUAGAUAUAAGCUUUGUAUUACUAACAAUAUGAGUCUAUG